GCCAACAGCGCGCUGGCUGUUUGGCGAGCUGCGCGCGGCUGGCUGCGCCACCCCGAAGGGAGAGCUCUUCGCCCACCAGUUUGAAAGUUGCGGGGCGGCUCGCGCGGGGCUCCUCUUGACCGUUCUGCAUCGGCCGAUUUCUCUUUGUGUCAGACCCCGCGCCCCGCCGUCCGAAGGGCCCCGGGCUUCCGCCGGGGUGCGCGGGAGGAGCAGGUGUCGUCGAACGCGUGCCGCGCGACGCUGGAGACCAUGGUGAUCUGCGGAGGGGGCCACAUGACGGACGACGACGACCGUCGGCUGCUCCGGAGCACGGAACAGCUGAAUCAGCAGAAGCAAGGCACUGCUUUUCAACAUGUCCGGGAAAACAUUGAGGACCUCAAUGGACGUGUUGGAGCUCGUGACACAGACCUCAUCUUCCUCAAGGGCCUCAUGGAAUCUCCGGUUAUGAGCUGCUUAGUGCAGGUUCAAGAUCAUCUAGAGGUGAAAAAUGGAUCCUUCAAGCCAGUCUCAACAAACAAUGUGGAACUCCUGAGGGACGUUUGCAAGUCCUGCCGUCGUGUCAACGGCCGUGAUGCUCAAGAGCUGGCAAACAUUCUCAGUGAUCCUCAUUUUUCGGCUUUGCUAAAUGCCCACGAUUCUGUUGCCACCAAGAGCUAUGAACCCCCUGAGCCGUUGCCACCAAAGCCUGAGCUGCCGCCCCACCCACCUGAUACUCUCAACGACACCAUCAGGAUGGUGGGCAUCAGAAAGAAUGAAGAUGAACCCCUGGGAAUAACAGUGCGAGUGGAGGAUGACAACUUACUCAUCGCUCGCAUUCUGGCUGGUGGGAUCAUCGAUAGACAAGGCUUGCUUCAUAUUGGAGACACCAUAAUGGAGGUGAAUGGCACUCCAGUACAUACUCCCGAACAACUUCAGCUACAACUGAAGAAGGCACGUGGCAGCGUCACCUUCAAGAUUCUGCCCUCCUACCAUGACAGCCUCCCAACAUUCCAGUGCUUUGUGAAGGCCCUGUACUCGUAUGAUCCAUCAAAAGACUCUCUGCUUCCCUGCAAAGAAAUUGGCCUGGCCUUCAAACAGGGUGAUAUCCUGCAAGUGCUCAAUCAGGAAGAUCCCAACUGGUGGCAGGCAAGGCGGGUUUCUCUUUCUGGUCCAGCUGGACUCAUUCCAUCCCAGGAGCUGGAGGAGCGGAGGCGAGCCUUUGUUCGUCCAGAAUUCGACUACGCCACAAAGACAAAAAUGUGUGGAACCAAGAUUACAAAGAAGAAGAGAAAGACCAUGUAUGAAAGCAAGGCUUCUGCUGAGUUUGAGAAGGCGGAGCUGCUCCUGUAUGAAGAAGUUGCCCGUAUGCCUCCAUUUGAGCGCAAAACCCUGGUCCUUGUUGGAGCUCAGGGCGUGGGAAGGCGCUCGCUCAAGAGCAAGCUGAUCAGCUACGACCCUGUUCGUUUUGGAACGCCCCUUCCACAUACCUCACGCCCGAUUCGGGAGACGGAGACCGACGGCAAGGUGUACUACUUUGUGUCACGCGAGGUAAUGGAGGCAGACAUUGCAGACAACAAGUACCUCGAGUGGGGUGAGCAUGGCGGACACCUGUAUGGCACAAAGCUGGACACACUACGUGCCGUCAUCCGCUCAGGCAAGAUGUGCGUCGUGGACUGCAGCCCCCAGUAUCUGAAGGUGCUGAACACGCCCGAGUUCAUGCCGUACGUCGUGUUUGUAGCAGCGCCCCAGGUAGAGCAACUGCGACAGAUGCAUGAGUAUGGUCGUCACCACGGCUAUGGAAGCAGCCGUAAUUUGACGUUUGACAGAGCCAUGAGUCGUCACGGGUCACGGCGAGCUCGAACCUUGGAAAGUCUGGCGUCUCUCCAGGAGGAUGAGGACCUCAAGAAAACUGUGGAAGAUAGUGCCCAACUUCAGCGAGCGUACGAGCGCUACUUUGACUCGGUGCUCGUCAACAAUAACUUUGAAAAGACGUUUGAGCAACUCAAGGAUGUUAUUGAUUCCCUGUCAACUGAACCGCAGUGGGUGCCCAUCUCUUGGGUAUAUUGAACCAUAUCGUUGGGUUGCAUAUUUACUGAUUUCAGAUUCCACAGAUGUCUUGCCAGGCACGUAGCCAGGAUUUUGAUUCGGGGGGGUCAUGCCCAUGACAAAAUGCAGUAUGAGGGGAGGGGGAGAGGAGGCCCCAGCAAAAUGGAAGAUUUUGGGGGAAGGGGGGGGGGGGGGGGGCAUGGGUUCCCCCUGGAUACGUGCCUGUGUCUUGCCUAUGGCCUUGUGGACCAGAAACUCAUUUGUACUUGAUAUGACACACAUGUUGUUUGGCUGUUUAAACAUUAGCAUGCUUCUAUUUUCUACAAGUGCUAUUGCACAAUGUUUAGUGAUGCCAGUAUGAAGAGUAAUAUAAGUUUUUUUUAGAGAGCACACCUUUGACUGUUAAAAAUUUCAGAACUGAGACUUGCUGUCUUUUGGUCUACAGCUGGAAGGAAAAUUAUGAGUAGCUGUGUUGAAAUGUGACUGAUGCAACUUAGAUUUGUUACACAUCUGUCAUUGUGUUUUUAGUUUCAAGGUAGAAGUGCUGAUGCUGGAUACAGCUUUUAGUUUGUUAUUUCUUCAUAUAUUUCAUUGACCUAACUUGAGUUGCCCAUACACCACAAUGCUUUUGCAAAGUUUGUAUAUUGUGUGUGUGACAAGCACUGACUGUUUGCUCACAAUAUCUCAUAGGGACCGGUGAUUCCAGUUGUAUAUUAUGGGUCUAUAUGUUUUGAAUCUCAUAUAAUUGUACAAAUCCUGUAGCUGUGAGUUGAUUGUUACUUUAGCUUUCUUGAGAUAUGCUUGUGUUGUCUCAUUGUCAAAUCUAUGCCAGAGGUAAUGUGUUAAGAAGCAGUUAGUAAAUAUUUUAUCCUGAAAAGGUUUUGCUAAGGUUCAGUAUUUUUUUUUUCUCUCUAUCCUGUGGUGCAGCUUUACUUUUUAAGGGAGUGGAUAACUGGAAAUGUUCAUACUUUGUACACAUAGAUAAUAGAAUUGCUAUAUUAUGUGGAAUCUGCCCCACAGAAUAAAAUUAAAGAGUACUUAGAGGCGCUCUUUCUACAAAAGUUUUUAAAUCAAAACCAUAAUAGUGCCGCAGCUCAAGCACAUAGAAGCGUUGUGACUUUCCAGAAGAGUUUUUAAACAAACAUUGUCGUAGGGCUACAACUUGGGCACAUGAGUAGACAAAACCUGUGCUCUUUUUAAUCCAGAGUUGGUGCACCCAGUAUUUUAAUUGUGUGAACUUGUGCAGAUACCUGGCAGUGUUUUCCUCAUCUGUGUACUUCUUAUGUUUGAAAUCUUGUACUGUGGAAAAAUUGUUUCCUACGUAAAAGGCCAACAUGCCUUCUGUAACAAUUUUUUGGUGACCCUGUUUCAGAGCAGUAAAAAAAAUAUUGUUCUGUCACUAACAGGGGCAUAUCAUGUGCCAAUGGCUCUACUGGGCUUGGCACAUUUGCUCUGACCUCACUAUACAUGAUCCUAUCAUACAGAAAUAGGAACGUUUGAUUCAAUCAAUCUUCAAGACGGCAGCCCUUUGAAUGUAAAUUCUUGUUGUCGACCAGGGAAUGACUGUCCAUAGCAUGCAUAGGAAUACUUAGACUGGGUGCAUGUAUGUAUACAUCCCAACCACCUUGUAAAAACGGUUUUGCUAAGCAUUUAAUUUUAUUGUGGUAUGGAUCACAUUUCACUGUUAGGUGUGGGGAAAACUGAAUCAUGCACUGAAAGAAGUACUAUAUGUAACUCACUGGAGGUUAAUGACGUUCAGAGCACAGAUCAAAUGUUUCGGAGUGUAGAGAUGUAUUGUAACUUUUAUUUUUCUAUACAUGGAUAUAAUCAUUUUGCACAAUCUAUCUGCUUUUGGUGCAGCAGCAACAAUAUAUUAUUUUGAAGUAAGUGCUCAGGUAUGUAGCAGUCGUAUAAUAUUGUACUAAUAAGAGAUGCAUAUUCUUAGAUAUGUCUCAUUUGAUAUGCAAGGAUGUAAACCAAUUUUAGAGAUACAUACUCGAAAAGGUGCUUGAUCUUGAUGUCAAGAAUAGUUCGGUAUAGCAUACAUUACAUCAGCUUGUUAAGUUGAGCUCUGCUGUUGUCACCUCCAUGCCUUGCUGUUAAAACCUUUUUGCACGUUUGUUGACUUGGAUUUAAUGAAAGGUAUCAAGUGUGUGUAAUCAAUUAACAAAUGUUGCUCAUAUCAUUCUCAUAUUGCCUUGCCCAAGCAGUUAUUCAAGUGUCAUCUUGGGCAACAUUCCAAUAUUCAUUAGCAUAUCUGCUGAUAAUGUGCCAUGUCAAUAUUUUGGAAUGACUGAUGCAAAAUUUUUUUGCGGUUUGAUUUGUUAUCAAAAUUGUUUCGAGGCCAUAGCACAAAUCUGUUGCCUUCAAAACUCGGGGCUUUCUCACAAUAUUUGUUAUCCUUGCAUCCCCCCAUAUGCAGCAGAGUUCUGCCGUUAGGACUGUCCUCAUUAAAUAAGUUAUGGCAAACAUGCUUAAAAAAUUGUGAUUUAGUGAAGUGAAAUCGUGUACACAUACCAGGACCAGUUUUAGAAAUAUUGAACCUGAUCUUGCAUUGUGUUCCCAGGUGCACUUUUUAUAGAUAUUGUUUUAAUUUCUUAAGGCUACAUUUUUCUUUGUUGUGCUAGUUCCUUCCAGUGGAGUGUUCGCGGUUUUAGUUAUAGUCCAUCGACGUUUGUUUCCCCACCUUGGAAGUGCUAAAAGAUGAAGCUUCGGAAUUGGUAAAAUCUGCCGGCAGUUUUUGAAGUGGUCGGCAUUCAGUUGGUCGAACGACGUUUUAGCGAACGCCGACUUUUCAUCGAAAGACACUUUAGCGAAUGGUCGCCCGCCGCGAAGCGGUGUUCACGGGUGGGCCAGGAGGGUUAUUAGUUUUGUAAUGAGCCGCCGCAUACUGUCGCCGCAAAGUGGCGUGAACGCAGGCACGGGGGGGAGGAGGAGGAGGAGGGGAGAGAGAGGAGGGAGGGAGUAACGCGUUUUAGUUAUUUACUAAAAUAGAGAUCCGCUCAAAUGACCGCUGUUCGCUAAAACGUCAUUCGCUCAUGUGAUAUGGACUCGAUCUCAUGCAUGAUUUUGCCUAGCAUUCUCGCAUUGUGUGAUCACUUGAGGGUUUAGCAUCCCACAAAAUAGCACUCGAGCGAUAACUCGGAGCACAACUUCUGGCUGAUUGCAAUAUCGGAGGUCGUCCAUUUUUGAUAGCGAUCCUGAGCAGAGAGAGUCCUGAGGCACCUUCACUUGUACACCCCGAUCGCCUCCAGGCCCAUCCGUCCAUAAGAUUUAUAUUCCUUGCUUAUGAAUAAAAUGUUUUGUUACGUUCA
Ixodes scapularis (black-legged tick) is the source of this 5339-nucleotide messenger RNA. It is a transcript of the gene vari, whose product is annotated as protein PALS2. NCBI's taxonomy places the organism in Eukaryota, Metazoa, Arthropoda, Arachnida, Ixodida, Ixodidae. Gene Ontology annotation, molecular function: protein binding. The record is from RefSeq and is a predicted model, not a curated record. The coding region runs from base 250 to 2046 and encodes 598 amino acids. Gene Ontology annotation, cellular component: cell-cell junction; plasma membrane. The transcript has 14 exons.